UAUAUCUCCAAAUAGAGCCGUUAUAUCCCCUCACCAUUCCCUUUAAAACCACCACAACACAAAUAUUAAAUCAUCAUCACAAGAUAUCAUGGCUGCUAAACAUUUUUCACAUCUUUUUCUACUUCUUUCAGUUGGGACUUUGAUCGUGGUUCGGGCUGAGAAAACAUGGUGUGUGGCAAAACCAUCGUCGAGUCAAGCGGAGCUGUUAGAAAAUGUGAAUUUUGCGUGCUCGCAAGUUGAUUGCAGGAUACUGGAGAAAGGUGGCGCGUGCUAUUCGCCGGAUAAUCUCAUGAACCAUGCUUCCAUAGCCAUGAAUAUAUACUACCAAUGCAAGGGAAGAAACCCAUGGAAUUGUCAUUUUGGUAAUACUGGUCUUAUCAGUCUCACUGACCCGAGUUAUGGAGGUUGCCCAUAUGAGUAAAAGAUUGGGAUGAAAAAGAUGGUAGCUUUUUACUUGUAGCAACAUUUUUAGCAUGAGAAGAAAUUAAGACUAAAGUUAAUUGUUAUAUGUAGGUUCAUCUAGUUCAAUAUGCGUUAAUAAUAUAAUAUUCUUUUUAUGUUUUCAUCAAUAUCUUUAUAAAAGUUUUUGUUUGAUAUUUUGUUGUAACUAAUUGUGUUUUAAGAUUCUUGAUGAUGAAAAAA
Helianthus annuus (common sunflower) is the source of this 642-nucleotide messenger RNA. Its product is annotated as glucan endo-1,3-beta-glucosidase. The transcript has 4 exons. Bases 89 to 421 code for a protein of 110 amino acids. The record is from RefSeq and is a predicted model, not a curated record. NCBI's taxonomy places the organism in Eukaryota, Viridiplantae, Streptophyta, Magnoliopsida, Asterales, Asteraceae.